Paramormyrops kingsleyae is the source of this 4011-nucleotide messenger RNA. RefSeq names its product G-protein coupled receptor 37-like 1. The record is from RefSeq and is a predicted model, not a curated record. Gene Ontology annotation, molecular function: G protein-coupled peptide receptor activity. NCBI's taxonomy places the organism in Eukaryota, Metazoa, Chordata, Actinopteri, Osteoglossiformes, Mormyridae. Gene Ontology annotation, biological process: adenylate cyclase-inhibiting G protein-coupled receptor signaling pathway; positive regulation of MAPK cascade. Gene Ontology annotation, cellular component: plasma membrane; signaling receptor complex.
UUUAAAACGAUAUACAUAUUGGUCAAACAAUAAGCAUGAUGAACAACAGCACGUUACCGACGCAUACCUACUUGAGAUAAGACUCUGUAUACAGAUAUAGAGUGAUAUGUAUAAAGCACGUAAUGUGACUAUUAAUAAUUCUAACUUGGGUAACGGUUAGAUCUACGGGGUGCAACGGCAAUGUGAGACAAAUAAGCGCAUAUUCUGACCAAGCAGUGGGUGGGCUGUGGCUGGGAAGAUUUGGGAGUUUGGGGUGGUUCUUUCUCCGGGUCUGAUGUACCCCCUCUGUCCCACAUGCAUAUUUCAUUAAUCAGGGCAGCAUUUGCGGAGUACAGCGCAGUUUCGCGUCGUUCGUCAACCAGCCCGAAAUUAGGUCCGACUGCCCGGUCAAACUCAAGGAAAGACUCGACGAAUAGGAAACCUGAGAAAACUGUGAGCGAUGAAACACUUCUGGACACUGAUGCUGUUGCUGGUGGAAGCGGCCGAGCCCGCAAGUGUUGCUUCUCUGAACAUUUCGCAGGACGAGCAACGAUUGUCUUUGGGAAGAACUCCUACCUGGCUUACAUCCGUUUUAUCAAAAUGGGAAUAUGACUCGACCAUGGGGGUGUAUAGAAAUAAGGAUGAUGAGCUAGGAAAUUAUGAUACCCCUCUGUUUAAAUCCGACCCCACGCACAGAAGAGUACCGCGGGGCGCAAAGUUGAAGAGCAUCCAUGCAAUUGACCAACAGAUUCCGUUCAGCCACAGGUACAAAUAUGACAAUUCUACUACACCAAAAACUACCAAGCACACAAACAUCCCAUGGACACUGGAUAACGACAGCGGGGAAAGGGCAAGCGGCGCUCCUGAGACGGAUGACUCGGGGAACCGCAGCGCCACGAAGAGGGCGACGCAGCGCAUCUACAACCCGCUGUAUCCCGUAACGGACAGCGCCUACAGCGCCUACGGGCUGAUGUUCCUGUCGCUCAUCGUCUUUGCCGUGGGCAUCGUCGGCAACUUGGCGGUGAUGUGCAUCGUGUGGCACAACUAUUACAUGAAGAGCGCCUGGAACUGCAUCCUGGCUGGUCUGGCUUUUUGGGAUUUUUUGAUACUUUUCUCCUGCUUGCCUGUGGUGGUCUUCAAUGAGAUAACCAAGAAACGCUUGUUGGGGGACGUAUCCUGCAAGAUCGUGCCUUACCUAGAGGUGUCUUCCCAGGGUGUGACCACCUUCAGCCUGUGUGCCUUGGCCAUCGACCGCUUCCACGCGGCCACCAGCAUGCAGCCCAAGGCCCAGCGGUUGGAGUCAUGCCAAUCCAUCCUGGCCAAGCUGGCCGUGGUGUGGGUGGGCUCCAUGGUGUUGGCGCUGCCCGAGCUGUUGCUGUGGCAGGUGAGCCAGGAUACUCCAGCGCCUCCUAGAGUCCUGGAGGAGUCUUGCUCCAUGAGGCCAUCUCCCAGCCUUCCAGAGUCAGUCUACUCGUUGGCGCUCACCUAUCAUGACGCACGCAUGUGGUGGCACUUCGGGUGCUACUUCUGCCUGCCGGUACUCUUCACACUCUCCUGCCAGCUGGUCACUCGGCGGGUCACGUGCCGCGACGACAGCUCCUCCCCACCCGCGGGCCCCAAGCACGCCGAGUGGCAUGGGGGGCGGCGGCUGGACUCGGUGGUGACGGUGCUGGCGCUGGUGUACGGUGCGUGCACGCUGCCCGCCAGUGGCUGCAGUGCGGCGCUGGCCUACGGCUCCGAGCGCAUGCCCCCUGGCGCUCGUUCGCUGCUGGCUCUGGUCGCCCAGUUCCUUCUGUUUGCCCGGGCUUCAGCCACCCCCCUCCUCCUGCUGUGCUUGUGCCGCCCGCUCGGCCGAGCCUUCGCCGACUGCUGCUGCUGCUGCUGCUGCGUAGACCACCUGCCUGACAGCGAUUCCUCCACCCCCACCACACCCUCCACGCCUUCCACCCCGUCCACAGCUUCCUCCAGCGCCCCCAUCAGCGGGGUCCAGGCUUCGGGACCUCCGUCUGUCCGCCUCAUUAAGAGCAUGCGCAGUCUGUCUGACAUGGCCAUAGGGACCCCAUGCUGAAGCAGCACCCCUACCCACACUGUACCGUGAGGCACCUUUCAUACAAGGCAGCCAUUGCACGCUGCCCCCGGUGGAUGGGUAUGUUAUUUCUUUAUCAGGGCCACUCAAUUAUCACUUUCCCUCCAUCUUAACCUUCUGAGUAAUAAUCCUGAGCCCCCGCCCCGCCCCCCCCCCCAAAAAAAAGUGGUCUCCUGUCAUAUCUCUGCCCACUGUCUGUCACAACCUUAGGUUAAAUUCAGUGUUCCUUGAACUGGUCCUUGGGAAACCCCAGUCCACAUUUUUGCUCCCUCCCAGCUUCCGGUCAGACAGUUUGAUGAGAGGCAGCAAAAACGUGAACUCUCUGGGGGCCCACGAGGACCGGGCUAACAAAACACUGCUCUAAUCUGUAGGUCAUCUUACCACAUAUGAAAAAAAAAAAAACACAUUUCUGCCUUUCCGCAAGUUGUUAUUUAGCUAUUUUGUUCGUUGUGAAAGUAACAUCAUUAACUGUUCGUCAUGAGCACUAACGGUAUUAGGCUUACAGUAGAUAAGUUAGUCCUGCUCUGAUUAUUUUAGCUUCAUGGUGCCUCAAGGUUGCUGGUCCACAGGAAGUACAAAAUACCGCUCAAAGCGGCUUUUCUGACUCGUCAGCUCUGCAGCCAACCGCAAGCAGGGAUUUGCGGCUCAAUGUUGGCUCUAUCUGUCUGAACAGAGAUUGGACCAUUUCUCGAUGGAGAUGGACUGACCUUUGACCUAAUAUUGUUACUGCACACACAGACGGGCAGAAACUGACUCUUAACUGUCUGCCUUGGACCCAUUGAGACAUGUGCUAUCGACUGUCCGUUCUCUUUGUCCUGCGUGCUCAAGUGUCACUGGGUGACGUUAAAGACAUUUAAGAGGCUGCUGUUUCCCCCACAUUGCUGCAGCAGCGUUGUAAAGCAAUAACACAUUCCUGCGUUCAAACUCUGCUCUUCCAACAUGGGGAGGUUUCACCAAACAUUGCAGUGCUUGCGAAGCCAGAAAGUACAUUCAGGGCCCAGUCCUGGCUGAUUUCUGUACCAUUAGCUUUAACACUGUCAGCGUUUAACAGGGCAAACCAAAAUUUCUGCUUGAUAGAAGUGAAGCAUUGUUAGACUCCAUCCACAUUAGACAAUUAUCCAGAAAUGUCUUCCUCUUUUCACGUUAGUAUACAUAGGGUAACAUUCAGCACCAGAAACAGUAUUUCUCAUUUACAAUAAUGUGCGUCCACAUAAGCAUUUUGUUUUCAGUAUGAGGAAUAGACUGAAUGUCUUUGUGAAAAAUCUGUAAAAAGACCCAACCAUUUGUAUAAAUGGAGGCUUUUGUCUCAAUACACUGUAGAGCAAGUCGACUCCUCCAGUUCAUACAUUUUAAUGAUUGUGAAACCCUUUAUACAAUAAAAAAAAAAAAAGGUUUGUGCUGUUUCCACCAAUUGCGUUCUACUUGUGUUUGAACACAUCGUUCUGGGAUGAUCGCCACGCACAACUGGAGCCUUUGUGAAGGUUGGCGCUGGGGGGGGGGGCGCAUUUUAUGAACCUCACCAUCCUACUCAUGCAGAACCAUCCCAUGACCCUGGAUGUUUCUCUGCCCACCUCACUGGGCCGCAGACAGGAGAGGUUUAUUCCACCCCAAAGUGACACUUUUGUUCGGGUGGGACCCCCCCCCCCGCCAAGUUACCAAGCUACCGGCUACAUUGAGGCACCCAGUGGGGCCAUUCCAGGACAUGUGGGUCAUCACUCUCCCACCUCCCACAGUUUUCAUGGAAUACAGCCCUUUGUCUGCUGCCCCCCCUUCAUGACGCAUCAUCCAUCAGCUUCAUACUUCGCGGGACCGCCCUUGUGCCUAACAGACUGGCCUGCUUUCUGGAGAGCAGAUGUCACUAUGUGUUUUGGUUGCCAUAACAACACCCAUCACCUAGGACAGCAUGGUCCAUAAUUAUAGCAGUAAUUAAAGAUUCUCUCCUGUUA